Pocillopora damicornis (cauliflower coral) is the source of this 2691-nucleotide messenger RNA. RefSeq lists its product as uncharacterized. NCBI's taxonomy places the organism in Eukaryota, Metazoa, Cnidaria, Anthozoa, Scleractinia, Pocilloporidae. Gene Ontology annotation, molecular function: hyaluronic acid binding. The record is from RefSeq and is a predicted model, not a curated record. Gene Ontology annotation, cellular component: membrane.
AACAACCUGAAACACCGUGUCGAUUUCCAUUCAAGAGCACAUAUGCACGACAUCUGCACAUCUAGCAUUCUUCCGUUAUCCAAAAGUAGUUACUCUGUUAUAAAACAUGUUCUCCAAAUCCAAGAGAUUUCAAGAGCCUGUUUCUCAGGCACCUCCUGUGGGAUUAUAUGAUGUAAAGGGUCAAACACAAGUAUCUGCAGCAGCUGGAUUUGGCAAAGGAAAGAGAUUUACUGAACUGAAAGAUUCAGGUUUGUCUACUGCAACCUGUGGGAAAAGUUUUCUUGAUAUAAGUUCUUGUAGCACAUCAAGUCGGAAUGACAGUAAAUGCAGUCAAUUUGCCACACCUCUUCCCUUUAAAAAGAAGAGAAACAUAUCAACUUCUACACCAGACACCAGAGGAAAAGAUCAUUUUAAGAAUAAUGCAGCAGUGGAAACUGAGGUGUCAGAACUUUUGUCAGAGAAGAUAGAACUUGAGGACAAACUAUGUCAGGCUCAGCAGGAUCUUCAGCACUUGGAAAACAAGCUUCAGUCUACCUUGCAAGAAAAAGGUAGCCAUGAAUCUUCCAUUGCUGACCUUCAUAGACAACUCAAAGAAUUAAGGCAAGAAAAUGAUAUGCUGCUUGAGAAAUUACAAGUCAUCACAACAACCAACAAUAGUAUAGAAUCAUUAAAGGAGGAACUAACUGCAGUCAAGCAGCAACUACGAGAUAAGGAUGGGGUUAUAUCCAGUCUUAAAUUUGAACUGAGCUGUGCAGCUCAGAGCUCAAGAGCUGACUUGGAUUUGGAACAGGACAGAAACAGAGUUCUCAAUGAGAGAAUUUCACACUUAGAGAAGACAGUUUCCGAGGUAACGCAGGACAGAGAUGAAGUAGAAAAAGCAAAUCAACAACUCCAUGAACUGGUUGCAAGUCUUAGAAGAGAUAACAUGGAUUUCAGAACAAAACUUGAUGAAGCUGAAGAAAAACUAGAGGGUGUCUGUCAGAAAUUGAAGACUGCCAUAAAAGAAAAUGAGGACAAAGUUCUUCCUCUUGAAGAAAUGUUGAGCAAAGAGAUGCAGAAAAGUCAAGAACUUGGUGAAAAGUUGGAGUAUUCCUUAAGGCAGAGUGAGGAGAAUUUUACCAAAGCACAGUCUACAAUUGUCCAACUACAAGAAUCAAAAGAAAAUUUGGAAAACAAAAAUCGUGAUUUGGAGGCUAAACUGUUUGAGUUAAUUGAGAAAGAACAGUCUGCAGAAGAAAGGGCAAGGCAUUUGUCUGUGGAGAACAUUUCAAUUGAAAGUAGGCUUCAGAAGUGUGAAAGUGAUUAUGAGCAGAGACUGUCCAUUGCCAAUGAUCAAGUGGAAUCAUUGCAAAAAGAACUUCACAGGUAUGAGGAAAUGAUGACAGAGAAUGUAAGAUCACUGACUGACAAAUAUCAAGAUCUAGAGGAUUCUUACACUUGCUUUCAAUCUGAGGCUGAGAAAGAGAAGAACUUGAUUUUAGCUGAGUUAGAAGUAACAAGACAGUCUUUUCAGAAAAGUCGGCAGGAAAGUGAUCAGCAACUGAAGACUUGUGUCUACCUCACUCAAAAGAAUGAACAGCUCCAAGAGGAAUGUGAUGGACUUAGUCAACAAGUGAAUUGUUGGAAGGCUGAGUUGGAAGUGGCCAAAGAAGAACUGACAAAAAAUAUGGAAGAAACAGGACUAGCCAAGGCUUGUCUGAGAAAAGCACUAGACGAGGCUAACAACACCAUCGAUAACCUCAUCAAGAGAGAGGAGGCCUUAUCUCAGAAAUUACAACUCAUGGAAAGCAAUCAGAAGAAACAAGAGGAUGAAAUAAAAGCAUUCAAAGCUCAGUUAAACAGUGAAAUAUGUGAAAAGCAGGAAGUAGAGAGGAAAAUGAAGGAUGAACUCGAAAGGUACCAGUCAAUAAACAAGGAAUUAGAAGAAAAAUUGAGGGAAUCCGAAGAGAACUUUACACGGCAAAUAAAAUCAUUUGAAGAGAAAGCGGCUAAAUCAAAAGAAGAAUUCGGAAGGCGACUCGUGGAGACCCAAAAGAAGUUAUCACAAGCGGAGAUAAAUUUUGAGAAUUUCAGAAGCGAACAGGAGACGAAGUCAAAGGAAAAGGAUAUGGAAAUGGAAAGGAAACUCUUUUCAGCAGAAGAAGAAGUAAACAGAUUGAAAUCGGAACUAAGCAGUAGAACAAGCAACGAUGAUCAGUUGAAUGAGUUAAAAGCCCAAAUUGAAGUAUGGCGAACUAAAUACGAAGAUCUGGUCCAAAAGAUUGAGCCCUUCAAGGAUCAACUGGAUGAAUACGAAGCUGAAAGAAACGCUCUCCUCUGUCAGAAUAACCAAGCAAAGGACGAGGUUGCCAAGCUAGGCCAGCAGUAUGCCAAGUUACUCGGUCACCAGAACAAGAAGCAAAAGAUACAUCAUGUUGUAAAGCUUAAGGAGGAGAAUAACAGUCUCAAAGCUGUGAGUACUCUCAAGCAACAUAAGAUACAGUCUAUGGCUGCACGUUCCUACUUUUGUAUAGCUGUUGAGUAUUGCAGUAAAAAAGCAAUGUGGUGUAAAAUGCAGAGGGGUUAGUGAACAACUCUUGUCGAUGCCAGAAUUGUGGCAAAAGGAGAACUUGGUUAGAACAGAGUUUGUACACCGGUCAAUUGACAGGCUGGGGACUGGGCGAGAAAUUAAUAGAAGAGGUACACCAUCAA